Messenger RNA from Ixodes scapularis (black-legged tick), 1580 nucleotides. RefSeq names its product glutathione hydrolase 1 proenzyme. Gene Ontology annotation, cellular component: plasma membrane. Gene Ontology annotation, molecular function: glutathione gamma-glutamate hydrolase. The coding region runs from base 52 to 1374 and encodes 440 amino acids. NCBI's taxonomy places the organism in Eukaryota, Metazoa, Arthropoda, Arachnida, Ixodida, Ixodidae. The record is from RefSeq and is a predicted model, not a curated record. The transcript is spliced from 9 exons. Gene Ontology annotation, biological process: glutathione catabolic process.
UCUCGCUUCCCGGAACAGCGACACCGGACGCCACGCGGCAUCGGAACCAUAAUGGCGAAGACCGAAGAAGAAAUCAAUGACUCAUCCAAGCUAAUCGCCGAAAAAAUACGCCAGCGUCGAAAGAUCGCGUACACUGCGUCAGCGAUUGCGGCUACCCUGGCGUCGCUGACGGUCCUCGUGGCGUUGGUGUACUACUUGGUGGCACCGACGAACAAGGAACCCGAAGCAUCCGACUCGCCGAUGGGAACGUUCAGAAACUGGACGGUCGUCACCGACGUGGACGGCUGCAGGCUGGUACCCAGGGACAUGUUCAUGCGGAAUGGAACCCUGGCUGAUGCUGCGGUGGCUACCCUCCUCUGCAUGAGCAUCUACCACCCCUAUGCAUCGGGCAUCGGUGGCGGCUUUGUGGCCCUCUAUUACCACGGGAGCACCACGGACGCCAGCGUGCUGAUUGCCACCGAGUCAGCACCUGGAGCUGCCUUACGAGAAAAGUUAACAAACAGCAAAGUACUUCGUUCCGGCUGGAAGUCUAUAGGCGUCCCAGGAGAAAUCUACGGGUACUCCGCGCUGCUUUCGAGGAUUGGCAGCAACGUCCCGUGGUCCGAACUCUUCGCGGACGCCAUUUCCAAGGGCGAGCAUGGCAUCGUCGUUGACAAGGCCUUCGGCAGAGCCAUCGCUGAAAACCGGGAUGCCAUACUUGCGGAGGAAAGCCUCAAGAAGCUGCUGUGGAACCAUCGCACCAGGGACCUCUACCAAGAGGGCGAGGUGCUCCGCAAUCCGAAGUUGUCGUCGACGCUCAGGCUCCUAGCCAAGGGCAGUUACAGGGACUUCUACGACCGAGGGGGCACCGUCGCCGGCAAACUCAUCAACGACCUUCACAUCGGUGACGGCAAAGCAAACGUUGUGGACGAUCCCUCAAGCGCGGUGCUCCACGAGUCUCUCAUAACGGCCGACGACCUGACCAGCUACAGGGCCAAGUGGAAGCCCGCGAUGAAAGUCAAGCUCGACAGCAAAACAACCCUGUACACGGCGCCACUGCCCAGCGGUGGCGCCACACUUGCUUACAUCAUGAACAUCAUGGCGGCCGUCAAGGUGGCUGUACGGUUUCUGUGGGAGAACAGGACCCUCAAGGGCGCCAUCGACUAUCCGCGGCUACACGUGGACGUGAAGAGUGGCAGCAUCCAGUACGAGCACCGCAUGGUACCGAGGAUCAUGUACAAGAUGGCGCAGAAAGGUCACACUCUGGAUGGAGAUCCUGAGGAGAUGAGUUUCGGAGACCGGUACUCCUGCGUGUGCGGCAUCGCCAUGAAGCACGGCGUGCUCUACACCAACGCCGACUUCCGCGCCCACACCGGAGGCUUCGACGGAGAUUAGGGCUUGGCCACCGACGCCAGCUAUACGCCUAGUACCGUAGCGUGUAAUAUUAACUGGAGCUACUUGAUGCUAUACAUGAAAAUGCAUCUUUGUUUGGCUUGCAUGUGUACAUGGAUACGUAUAUUAUACCAUUUGCACGUCACCGAUAUCAUGACGCAACGAUGGGCCCGUCAACAGCUACCAGUACCAAAUGCGAAGAAAUUAUU